CGCGCCGAGCACCGCGCGAGACCACCCUAUAUUCAGUUCACGGCCGCUCUAUUACCGGACGUCUAUUCCGGGCAUAAUAUUCUGUAGUGCUGUGGAACGCUCAGUUUCGGGCGGGCAGGUGCGCACGCCGAGGAGAAAUGCGGCGCAUGGACCACGCGCGCUGACCGCCGGCAUGGAGCGCCGUCCCGCGCGCAUCGACGCCGACUUCAUGGCCAAGACCGUGCGACGCCGCGAGAAGCCGCGCGAACGAUGGCUCCUCACGCGCAAGACCUGGAAGUACAUGGCCGAUGCCGGCCGCCGGCUCAUCCCCGAAGGAGCCCAAAACAGGCAGGAGGACAUCCCGCGUAUAGAGGCCUACUUCCAAGAGAUGUGUCAGAAAGAGCCGAGGUUCUUGUUGUGGAGGAAGAGCUCAUACCCUGGAGUUGUAGCUCGACCUCGACGCAAGAAACGUCCUCGAGGUGGAUCUGUGCGAGCGAGGUCACCGUCUGACGAUGUGCCGGCCCCCAUAAGGCCGACAGAGCUUUUUAUUCCACACACAUCAGGUGGCCGGUUUGAUAUCGCCAAAUUAAGGCGGGAUUUCUUCGCUGCGCCACCGCCCUCAACAAGCUUUACUCCGUCCAAUGGGGCAUUUAAUGCCAAUACAAAGAAAGCUAGUCCACAAGUUGCACCUAGAGACAAUGAUGAAGGAGUUCUAGUAGAUUUAUUACAAAAGUACCUGAGAUUAGAGGAGGAUAAAAGUCCGACUCCAAGGAAUGAACACGAAGAGCUUGUAAGAGCGCUACGAAGCUACCUUAAAAGGCAGUCAGAAACCGCCCCGGCUGACUCAGACACAGAUCCCGCCCAAAGAGUUCUCAAAGAACAUCUAAGUCGAUAUUAUAGUCGAGAGUCGAACAGUAACCAUUCUGUUCAAGAUUUGUUAAGCGAUAGGAAUCUCUUAAGAAACUUGUACCAUGAUCUUCGGAAAACGAAAGCAUACAGAGGAGGACGAAGUGGAGGAAACGGAAGCAGUGGGGGAGGAUUUAGUGGUGCGUGCGUGUUCAGUGCAUCCAGUUCGCGGAGUCAUUUUAGGGGUAGAAAUGUGUACGAUCCUUACGGUGAUGAGGAUUAUCCACCUCCAAUGUCACCACCGCCUCUCAUCGAAGUUGUUAGUGAGUCGCAGGAGGAGAGAGCAUCUUCUGAUAUCGGCACGCAAACCGAUCCAAUACCGGAAGAAGUGUUACAAGAUUUAGAAAAAGCUUACCGUGAGAAAUUAGAAGCUCCCACAUCCCCAACUAGUCCGACUAGCCCUCCGCCAGAGAGGCGACCGCGACGCCGCUCUAGCGUCGACCACGACGACGUGUCACAAUCCGUGAGUGACAAAAUAAAACUAUACUUGAAAAUGGCGCGGAAAAAAAGCGUUGACUCGGAUAAAACGGAUCGUUUUAAGCGUAUUAACUAUGAUCAAAACCUUCGUAAUAUAAAACCGCGUGUGCCCAGUGAUGUAGAUGAUGAUGGACUGAACAAAGGCGUCCAGACCGAUGAAGCGUGGAUCCUUACGUAUAAGGAGUUACAAUUCGCGUCCGUGGCAACUACCCCGACAUCUCCAUCUCAAUCGCACUCGUUGUUUUCAUCGCUUUUGGGUAGAAGUACAUCAACGACUUCCGCAGGUGGCAUGCAGAAGUCACGGUCUUCCAGCAGCGUGGUACAGACUGUCAGCAAGCGGCUGUGGAGGACGAGGAGUCGGUCUUCCAGCCGUGCCGCCGCUGCCUGGACACCUCAGGGCAGCUGUUGCUGGACAGAUGGCGCCGGGCGCUGCGUGAGGCUUACGGAUACAAGCCUUCUGACCCUCAGCGAGGUGGAGAGGAGAGCGUUGCAGCAGGCUGCGCUGGCGAGGCUUCAACAGCUGAAUAUUGGCACACCUAUCAAGAUACCUGAAGAUAACGCGUCAGCAGUGACUACAAAACCGAAGCGGAGAGCGUACCUUCUCAAGAGGAAAGCCCUCACCACUGGCUUCUUUGACCAGAGCCGGAAGGAUGCUGACAAGGAAAAAGAACCAACUGGGAGCGUUUUUGGAGUCCCUCUGGCGCAAUGUGUGGAGACAGAACGCGCCUUAAGAAGACAACAACACACAGGAUCACGCGCUUCACUCGCCUCUCUCAAUACACUUGAGAAAGGAGAUGAUAGUGAAUCCUGUGAUUCGGGGGAUUGGGGCUGGGCAGGUCUAGAAGAGGCAGGUGGUGGUAGACCCAGAAUUCCAGCACUAGUCUCCGCCUGCUUGGCCCACCUUCGCCGACAUGGUCUUCAUACCAUGGGCCUCUUCCGGGUCUCCGCUUCAAAGAAGAGAGUGAGACAAUUACGGGAAGAGUGGGAGAGGGGCCAGGAAUGUGCCCUCGACGAUGCCCUACCUCAUGAUGUGGCAACACUACUUAAAGAGUUCCUAAGAGACCUGCCAGAUCCAUUGCUAUGUAGAGAUCUCUACUGUGCGUUCUUGCAGACUCAGAAAAUACACAAUAGGUCCUUGCAAUGGGAAGCGCUAAGGUACAUAGUCCAGCUAUUACCAGCAGCUCACAGGGAUACAUUGAAUGCUCUCCUCUCCUUUCUGUCACAAUUGGCAUCACACUCUGUGGAUGAUCACCAGCCGGGGAACAAGAUGGAUGCUGCAAACAUUGCCACUAUUUUCGCACCCAAUAUUCUACAUAAAAAUAAGCCAAAUGAAUGCGCGAGCGCGGAAGAGCUAGCGGAGAGAACAGAUGUGAUCAACGUGGUCCGACAGCUAGUUGAGCGGCAGACAGAACUGUGGACUCUUCCGGCUGAGCUCCUUCACGAAGCUUACAUUCACCUUGCGCAUACGCAGCCUGCCCACCUUGAUUCCUUAUUGCUUCGGAGAGCCGAAACAGCGGAGGCCAACGCGAAUUCGGAGAGUGGUGUGCGGCGAGUGUGGGCUCGAGACCACUUCUUGCACGCUGCUACAGCGACUGCUACCACACAGCCUGUGCCUUCUAGUAAUAUGAACAACGUUCCAGCUCGACGGACGCGAACAAGAGACGCGGCCUCGGACGCGUCGUCUGGUUCUCUUUCUUCUGCUAUGACGAUUGUUACACGGGUCCGAAGCAGUGAGGAAUGCACGAGUAGCGGAGUGAUCUGUUCUCCACCUUUAAGAGAUUCAGCUCCGGACUCCAACGACUCGGCCAGUGAUUAUAAUGAGACUGGCGCGUGUUCAGAGGACGAAUGUGUGAUCACAGCAUCACUCCACAUCCCGGCCAUGCGUCCGCGCCGCAGGUCCACCUCUGGGUCGUCGUCAUCAGCGAAACGGGACUCCGCAGUCGGUUCAUCACCGGCCUCACCCGCUUCGGCAUCGAAUGCCUCAUCACCGCCGGCCAGUCCGCCCCCACGCGCGCCCGAACGAAGAAAUGAUAUCGAGAGACUCGUAACUCUUGGACGGGAACGAAACACAUCAGACGCGCGCGCAGUCAUAGUGAGACAACACGAUGAGACAACAGUCUCUCGAGCCACGAGAAUAUCUCGUGAAAUACGGCGGGAAGAAGUCGUCCGGAACGAUCAGACCAUAAAAAAAGAAGAACAAGUGAAAAACGAUCUAGUCAGAAGAGAUGAACAGAUCAGGAGAGAUCUAGUCAAAGACGAGAGGAGAGAGGGGACAAUGCUUUACAAGCGGGGAGAAUUAAUAUCGAGUGCACAGACUCGGCCCGCAUGACAUACUGUAUACUUUGAUUUUAUACAUAAACGACUAUUUAUCA
This is a messenger RNA of Pieris napi, 3734 nucleotides long. It is a transcript of the gene RhoGAP102A, whose product is annotated as rho GTPase-activating protein 6. The record is from RefSeq and is a predicted model, not a curated record. The transcript is spliced from 13 exons. NCBI's taxonomy places the organism in Eukaryota, Metazoa, Arthropoda, Insecta, Lepidoptera, Pieridae. Gene Ontology annotation, biological process: signal transduction. The coding region runs from base 173 to 3691 and encodes 1172 amino acids.